Molecule: messenger RNA, 2232 nt
Organism: Brenthis ino (lesser marbled fritillary)
Lineage: Eukaryota; Metazoa; Arthropoda; Insecta; Lepidoptera; Nymphalidae
Source: the annotation of a GenBank genome assembly
AUGUCCGAAAAAGAUAAUAAAAUGGAAAAGCUGAAGAAUUGCCUGAUUAAGUUACACGAUAAAAUACAAGAUCACGUUGAAGACUUCCAAGACCAGAUUCAUAACUGUGUUGAAAAAUCCAAGCUCUCAAAAUUCGUGUCCCAUGUGUCUGAUGAAAAGGAUGCCACAGAAGAUUGUGAUAAAGAAACAGAUGAUAAAUCUUCAACAGAAUCUUCAGAAAUCCACAAAGAGCGUAGCUCAAGUAUACCGUUAGUCAUAGUGGAUGAACCUAAUCUAAAUGAAACAAAGCAAAUUUGCAAAGAUUUUAUUACUAUUGAAAAGAACAACGUGCUUUAUCGGAGAUGUUUAUCAACUUCGAACCUUGCAUUUGAUGGUAAUUCAAAUUUGUACAGCUCCAGUGAUUCGUGCUUUUCUUGUCUGUCUUCUAGUGACGAAAGAGCGUCUCAAAUCAGGCCUCGGGCGGGCAGUCUGCCACCAGGUCCAAACUUCAACGUCCCAACAGCCAUCAACGCGUGUACAGAUUUGUUUGAAAAAAUAAAAAGCAAAGGAGACAUGAUUCAUAGGUAUUUAAUGAAGAACACAAGGCUGAGUGAUGUGAACAAGCGUUUGAAAGCUCAAAUAUGGAGUUCCGUGGUGACGAUAGUUUUAGUCGAAGCUAAAAAUCUUCCAGCAAUGGAUAUGGACACCAGGUCUAGUGACCCUUAUUGUAAAUUUAGGUUAGGUAAUGAAAAAUAUAAAAGUAAAGUAGUAUGGAAAACUUUACAUCCAUCGUGGCUAGAGCAGUUCGAUCUACAUUUAUACGAUGAUCAGGAGCAAAUCUUAGAAGUCACAGUUUGGGAUAAGGAUAAACAGACCAAAGACGAUUUUAUAGGAAGGUGUGCUAUAGACUUAUCCAGAUUAGAAAGGGAAAAAACGCACAACAUAUGGCAAGAGCUAGAAGAUGGGAAUGGGCAAAUAUUUCUUUUGCUUACAAUAAGUGGGACGACGCAAUCAGAAACUAUCACAGACCUCGCUAGUUAUAAAGAAAAUCCUAGGGAUAUUGAAAUUAUUGAAAGGCGAUAUACGUGGUAUCAUUUAAACGAGGGCUCAAGUGGAGUUGGCUGGCUAUGUGUUAAAGUAUACGGUGCUAAGGGUCUAGCGGCAGCAGACUUGGGGGGUAAGUCAGACCCCUUCUGUGUAUUGGAGUUGGGAAACGCGAGGCUACAAACACACACUGAAUAUAAAACGCUUACACCUAAUUGGAUGAAAAUUUUCACUUUCACAGUAAAAGAUAUAAGUUCGACAUUAGAACUAACAGUAUACGACGAAGACCACGACCAUAAAGUAGAAUUCCUCGGGAAGCUAGCGGUGCCAUUACUAAAUAUACGUAAUGGGGAAAAACGAUGGUUUGCCUUAAAAGACAAGAAAAUGAGAGCACGAGCAAAAGGAAAUUAUCCACAAAUAUUAUUGGAAAUGAGUGUUAUUUGGAAUCCGCUCAAAGGUGCUAUUCGAGUGGUAAAUCCCAAAGAGCCGAAAUAUAUGCAUCAAGAAGCAAAGUUCAAGAGACAAGUGUUUAUUAAAAACGUGAUGAGACUGAAGGCUAUUAUAAUGUGGUUUAUUGAAUUUGGCAAAAUUUUACAAGACUGUUUCGAAUGGGAGUCUAGAGUACUCUCUUUUAUGGGUCUACUAGCGUGGCUGGCUUUUUGUUAUUAUUACCAAAUGUGGAUGUUGCCAUUCUUAUUAUUAAUAUUUUUUGGAAGAAACUGGCUCAUAUAUAGACUUACAGGUGGUAACCCAUUACUAAUGCCGGUCGAUGAUGAUGAUUUAUUGGCUGAAGAAGACGAUGAAGAAGAAGUGGACAAGGAGGAAAAGAAAUCGUUAAAGGAAAGGCUGCAAGCAAUACAAGAAGUAACGCAAACCGUUCAAAAUGCGAUUGGUUAUGUAGCAUCUUUAGGAGAGGCUGUUAAAAACCUAACGAACUUUACUGUGCCAUAUCUUAGUUAUAUAGCGAUAAUUAUGCUUGUGGGCGCCAUGUUUGUACUUUACUUGAUACCAAUGAGAUAUCUGCUUAUGGCGUGGGGUAUAAAUAAAUUUACAAGGAAAAUUCUUCGACCACACACGAUACCUAAUAAUGAAGUUUUAGAUUUAUUAUCAAGGGUUCCGGACGAUGAAACAUUACUGGAUGUAAGGGAACUCAAACCGCAUCCACCAAGCGAGCACAGACGAGACGCACGAAAAAAACACAAAGCAGCG